AUGACAUCAGACGUCGAUUCGAUAGAACCCGCGCCGAUAGCGCCGGGCGAUCACAAAGGCUACCUUGAAUACGCCCUCUCACUAGCAAAGCAAUCGCCGCCAAAACCCAGCAACUACCGCGUGGGAGCUGUCCUCGUCAACCCAGCCAGCAACAGCGUCGUCUCAACAGGCUACACCCUGGAGCUGCCUGGAAACACGCAUGCUGAGCAGUGCUGCUUCAUGAAGCUGGCGGAGGAGUACGAAGUUGCCGAGGAGGAACUGGGCGAUGUUAUCAAGACACCCCUCGUCCUAUACACCACCAUGGAGCCGUGCUCGGUCAGGUUGAGCGGGAAUUUGCCUUGUACCAAGAGGAUUCUCCAACUGCGGUCCAUCAUCAAAGCAGUCUACGUCGGGGUGCAGGAGCCGGAGAAAUUCGUCAAGGAUAACACGGGGCGGACGGCUCUGGAGAGGGCGGGUAUCGACUUUUUCCACAUCAAGGGCCUCUACACGUCAACCUUUGCCCUUGAGGAGCAUCUCUUAUACCCGAGAGCCAUCCCCUGGGACACAGCCCUGUUCCUCUCUGACUUCGCCAUCACUUUCGGUCUUUUUGCCGUGGCCGUGGUGGAGACCGCGGACGAGGUGAUCGGGGCCGCGGAGGCGGUGAUCGCGGUCGUGGCGGCGGCGGUGGAGGCUUCCGUGGAGAUCGCGGCGGCGGCGGCGGCGGCUUUAGAGGAGACCGCGGCGGCCGUGGCGGCGGUGAUCGCGGAGGCAGAGGCGGCGGUGAUCGCGGAGGCAGAGGCGGUGGCUUCGACCGUGGCAGAGGCGGUGGUGGUUUUGAUCGUGGCAGAGGUGGUGACCGUGGGGGUCGCGGUGGCCGAGGAGGUCGUGGCGGCGGUUUCCGCCGGGAGCCAUUCGAGGGCGAAGCCCACUCGUUCUUCGGGCAACCAAGGCCAAGCCGUCCCUCAGCCUGAUGCCCAAGUCACGCAGCUGGAGAACCAGAUCAUCCAGGGUCAUCAGUCCAAGGACAUGGCUCUUGUCAAGAAGAUGAGCGGCAUGAAGCUUACCGAGGGCAACGCCAACGCCCUGAUGCCUCGUCGCCCCGCCUACGGCACCAAGGGCAAGGCCAUCAUCGUCUGGGCCAACUACUUCAAGUUGGACGUCAAGCCCAAGGUCCUUUACCGCUACAAUCUCGAAGUCCGCAAGGGCGAGAAGGACGACGAUGAGGCUCCCGAGGUGGACCCCAAAGGCAAGGGCAAGGCCAAGGCCGGCGGCGGCGGUGGCGACGGCCCGGCUGCCACCAUCCCCGCUCGCAAGCUCAAGCUCAUCCUCCAGCUGGCCAUCGACGAGCUCAAGAAGCUCGAGCCUAACGCCAUCCUCGCCACCGAGUUCAAGUCCCAGCUCGUCUCGCUCACUAAGCUGAAGCUCGACAAGAACCCCAUCAUCGUCAAGUUCAAGUCCGAGACCUCCGGCCGCGAGGAUAUCUACAACGUCAAGAUCGUCGGCGAGACCGAGGCCCCGUUGGAGGCUUUGGCCAAGUACCUGCAGACCAUGAUCGACACCAGCGACCCCGACGAGGAGAACUUUCCCCGAUUCGCAACCUCUGUGGACGCCCUUGGCGUCGUUCUCGGCUUCACUCCACGGCUGAAGGAUUCCGUCACUGCUAUUGGCAAGGGCCGAUUCUUCCCGUGGGGCCCCGGCACCGCUCACGCGCAGCUCGGUCACGAGAACCCCCUGACAGCUAUUCGUGGCUUCUUCCAGAGCGUCCGACUCGGCACCGGCAGGGUCCUCCUGAACGUCAAUGUCACUCAUGGCGUGUUCAAGACUUCCGUCAAGAUCAGCGACCUUUGCCGCUGGUUCGGCGUCAAUGUGUUUGGCACAGGCAGCUCUACCAACUCUAACAACGCGCGGAGCUACCUGCGCAUUCUGUCCAAGUUCCUGGCCAGGACCCGCUGCGAGAUCGAGUACCUUAACUCCAAGGGUGAACUGGUUCGUUCUAAGAAGGCGAUCCAGGGCCUUGCGUGUAAGCACGACCUCUCGCGGCCCCCUGUCGACACCACUGUGUUCUUCGCCAAUGGCUUCCACUAUGGUGGUCCUCAGGAGGUCAGCUUCAAGAUGGACCCUGAGGAGGGUCAGAAGACGGUCUUGGGCAAUAAGCCUCCCGGCAACUACACCAUUGCACAAUACUGGCAGUGGAAGUACAAGCAAGUCCCCGACAAGUCCAUGCCUCUCGUCAACGUGGGUACGGCUGCUAGGCCGCUGUUCUUCCCCGCCGAAAGGUGCACCAUUGUCGCUGGGCAGCCGGUUCGCUCGAAGCUCACCGGUGAUGAGACGACGGUCAUGCUUGACUUUGCCUGCCGCUCUCCCUUCGCCAACGCCGUUUCCCUGACGGUCGACAGCGCUCAAGCCCUGGGUUACGACCAGCCCCUCCUGCAGAAUUUUGGCCUCAGUGUCGAUAGGAGGCUCUUGUCCGUCAGCGGCCGCGAGCUGAUGCCCCCUACUGUCACCUACGGCAAUGCCAAGACGCUUCAGACUCGCGCUGGUUCUUGGAACAUGAGCGGCGUCAAGGUUGCCAAGCCGGGUCCCAGGAUCACUUCGUGGAACUGGGUGCGCAUCAUUGAGGAAGGGCGAACUCCCCAUGUCUCCACUCAGGUGGCUGGCCAGUCCGUGCAGCAGUUUGUCCAGUUCCUCAACACCAGUGGCAUUGCCAUCGAUACUCAAGUGCCCAACACCCCUCACGAGAUCACUGUCCAGCGUGGUCGCGAGAAAGAGGACAUCAAGGCUGCCUUUCAGCGUUACAAUGAACACGUCAUGGCCAAUAAGGGCACCACGAAGAACUUCUUCAUGCUCGUCAUCCUGCCCAGGCAGGACACCACCAUCUACGGCGCCGUCAAGUCUGUCGGCGACACCAUUUUUGGUUUCCACACUGUCUGCUCUGUGGAGAAGACGUUCUUCAAGAACAACCUGCAGACAUUUGCCAACAUUGGUCUCAAGUGGAACCUGAAGAAUGGCGGCAACAAUCACCUCGUCAAGGACUCUAUCGAUAUCAUCACGUCAGGCAAGACCAUGAUCGUCGGCUACGAUGUCACCCACCCCACGAACAUGCCCAACGACAAGAAUGCGGCGCCCAGUCUUGUUGGUCUCGUUGCGAGUGUCGACAAAGAAUUGGGGCAGUGGCCUGCUUGCGCAUGGGAGCAGGGCAGCCGCCAGGAGAUGUUGGGCGAGGAGCUGGUUGACGCUUUCAAGAGUCGACUAACGCUGUGGCGCAGCCGCAACGCCGGCAAGCUGCCCGAAUUCAUCGUCAUCUACCGCGAUGGUGUUUCCGAGGGCCAGUUCACGCAAGUUCUCACCGUCGAGCUGCCGCUGAUUCGCAAGGCGUGCUCUCAGCUGUACCCUCCCAACCAGCGGCCCAAGCUGUCCAUCAUUGUGUCCGUCAAGCGCCACCAGACGCGCUUCUAUCCCACCUCGGAGCAGAACAUGGACCAGAAGUCGCGUAACAUAAAGAACGGCACGGUUGUCGAUCGCGGCAUCACCCAAGCCCGUUACUGGGACUUCUUCCUUACGGCUCACACGGCCCUCAAGGGAACGGCGCGCCCUGCGCACUACACGGUGCUGAUGGACGAGAUCUUCCGGGAGAAGUACGGCGUUGGUGCUCAGGCGGCGGACCAGCUGGAAAAGCUCACCCACAACCUGUGCUACUUGUUCGGCCGCGCCACCAAGGCAGUCAGCAUUUGCCCGCCAGCAUACUACGCCGACAUUGUGUGCGACAGAGCUCGCGUCCACCGCCCCGAACUCUAUGAUAUUUCGGACACCGAGUCGGUUUCCACUGCGUCUCGGGCGGUCUCGGUUGCCACGAUCCAGGUCCACGACAACCUGCGCGAUACCAUGUAUUACAUCUAA
Colletotrichum karsti is the source of this 3876-nucleotide messenger RNA. Its product is annotated as piwi domain-containing protein. The transcript is spliced from 4 exons. The record is from RefSeq and is a predicted model, not a curated record. Lineage: Eukaryota; Fungi; Ascomycota; Sordariomycetes; Glomerellales; Glomerellaceae. Gene Ontology annotation, molecular function: protein binding; catalytic activity; nucleic acid binding. The coding region runs from base 1 to 3876 and encodes 1291 amino acids.